CUCAUCAACGAGCAGGAGGAGGCGGUUUGUGAGGAGAAGACGGAGCUUGGGCCCCGCCAUAGCCAGGUGCGUGCUGCAGGGCACAAGGUGGAGGAGAACAUUGCAAGAGCGUUGCAGGAGCGAGCCAUCGAGUGCGAGUGCGAGAGAGACAGAGUGGAUCGCCGAAGGCUCAGUCCUAGCCACACUCCGCAUUCUCCGACGCAGCCUGACCUGGCCCAACUCCCUGCUGCUUCUUUUUCCCCACCUUUCCCCUUUCUUUACCCGUUUCCAGUCUAACUCGCCCCUUCUCCUCCCCUUUCCCUUCCCUUCCCCUGCAUCCACACCUCUGUCUCACAUUGUCACUUCACUUCCUCGGCAGAUUUGCAUUCCGAUCAUUCCACUCGUGCGUUCAUGAUCACGGUUAUGAGGAGAUGAAGAUGGUGCUAGAUCUCUGGUAUCGGAUGGCGGUUUUGAGAAAGUGAGCUUGGCUGGCAGCGAGGACGCUUGGUCAGAAGGGGGUGAGUUUAGAGGAGGCUUGUGGCUGUGAGAUCGAUUAGAGGGGGUUGGAAUUGAGAACAAGAGAUGGCGGAAGAGGAGGAUUCAUGGCAGCGCGGGGUGAGAUUGGUGUUGCACUUGGAUUCGAUCCUUGAAAGUGAUCCUUACAUUGACGAGCUCGGGUUUGUGCAUCCAUCCCAACUGGAGAGUUUGCAUUCUCUCGACAAUUUUUCUUUAGAUCAUGAAAAGCCCUUUUUCAUGAAAACAAGGAGAAAACCUGAGGGUCAAGAGGAAGCGGAUGACUCUAUUCAGUACGCGGAGGAUUGUUCCCAGAGAACUGAUGGACCUGAAGUAGAGGCUGAACCGCCUGGGACCAAUCCAGAUCAGAGUUAUCUGAACAAUGUGCAAGGAAAAGUCAUCGACUUUCCGUAUGACAAAUCAGCAUUUUGGUGUGCUCAUCACAAGCUCGCCAUUGCUGUACCUGCUCUUGCUCCUAUUUACGAAGUAGCUAAAAAGGAAUUUCUUGCAAAUAGGAAAGCAUAUAUGCAAUGCAUGGUUGGUACAAAAAGUCUUGGCACGUCUCCGUCCCCCUGCACCUCUCAACUUUCAGAAGUUAGCUCGAGCAAUGGACACGCUAAUGGUUACGUAAAUGGUCAUGGUAAUAUUAUUAAGGAUGGAGUGAAUGGAUCUAUCAAGGACUCACUGCAGACGAAUCUCAUGCUGUACACAAGAGUUUUGGUGAUUGUGAAUAGUGACUUUGCAAGCGCCUGGAAUGCCAGAAAGCGUAUAUUAUCGAGAAUAGAGGCAACUGAGGAAUCUCUUUUGUCCGAGCUUCGCUUAGCAGGGAUGGUAUUAGCCUACGGUCCAAAGAGCGAGGAAUCGUGGGCUUACAGGCGGUGGAUUAUUAACCGAAUGAUUGCAGUUGGAAUUCAUUGGAAGACUGUAGACUUAGUCUUAGAACGAGACUCAAUGCUUGUGGAGGCCAUUGCUGGGAGGUCGACGAUGAACUACCGAGCGUGGCGCCAUCGCUAUUGGCUUGUCUCGCGCAUGUCACUUAAGCAGGUAGCCUCAGAAUUACAGAACACAAAGAAAUGGGCGCAACAACAUGUAGCUGAUAACUGCUGCUUUCAUUAUCGACGGUGUCUUCUUUUAGGUCUACUUCAAGCUGGAUUAACGCCCAACAGCAAGAAUGUGAGCUGUCCAACUCUAGCCGAUUCUAGAGCCCAGGCUGGCUUAUCUUCUGCUUUGUCUAUGAACCCGCAGCUUUUGACUAAAUUAUGGAAGGAGGAACUAUCCUGGAACAAGGAUUUGAUUGAACGUUUUUUUGGUCGCGAGGCUUUAUGGCUACAUCGGCGGUUUUUGAUCUGGGGUUUCGGCCACAAUUCGAAGAUCUUCAAGUCGACCUCACUUCCAGUUGUAUCUAAUGAUGGUGGCAACACAACUCCGUUAUCUGAAGGGAAGGAGUUUUCUCACAAAGCUGCCCGGCUUGCUGAAAGAGAGCUUCAAUUUGCUGAUGCUUGCAUUUCUGCGUGCCGUUCAGAUACGUUGGAUGAUGCAUGCAGGCAGCGAGAAUAUGCAGCUUCUUACAAACUAUGGGUACUUUUGCUGCAUGUAGGAGGAAAGGAAGAUGGGAUGAACGGAGAGUCAAACCAUAGAUUAUUGGAGCUGAAUAAUCUAGAGCUCUUGCUGAAGGAUGUGGGUCCUCAUCGUGACUGUUUAUGGAAUGGUCUGAUUCCGAACCUGGUCUAGGUCCCCGUUCAACACGAAAUGAAUUAACUGACUCGAACUAUCGUCAUUUAUGGAAAUCAGCCCAUCACCUUUUACUAGUAUAAUCAAUUAAGGACCGUCAGAACUCUAGUUUCUGUAGUACCUAGAUAUAGAUCUCUAGUUUAAUUAAGAUGGAAAUAGGCGAAAUGUACUCGUUAAUGUGUCUUCAUUCUUGGUAUAAUAAGCUCUAGUGAGUGCAGUAAUCUCAUACAAACGGCUCCUGGCUUGUCAUAGAAUAUUUAGUGCAUCUAUUUAUGGGCUAUAUAUACUCAUCACAAGUACUAUGUGAAUGGAAGCAUGUUAAAGUUUUGCCUAGUUU
Molecule: messenger RNA, 2560 nt
Organism: Physcomitrium patens
Lineage: Eukaryota; Viridiplantae; Streptophyta; Bryopsida; Funariales; Funariaceae
Biological process (GO): protein geranylgeranylation; protein farnesylation
Cellular component (GO): cytoplasm; protein farnesyltransferase complex; CAAX-protein geranylgeranyltransferase complex
Molecular function (GO): CAAX-protein geranylgeranyltransferase activity; protein farnesyltransferase activity
Source: RefSeq, a predicted model, not a curated record